Lichtheimia ornata is the source of this 1617-nucleotide messenger RNA. RefSeq lists its product as uncharacterized. The transcript is spliced from 2 exons. The record is from RefSeq and is a predicted model, not a curated record. Gene Ontology annotation, biological process: SCF-dependent proteasomal ubiquitin-dependent protein catabolic process. The coding region runs from base 1 to 1617 and encodes 538 amino acids. Gene Ontology annotation, cellular component: SCF ubiquitin ligase complex. NCBI's taxonomy places the organism in Eukaryota, Fungi, Mucoromycota, Mucoromycetes, Mucorales, Lichtheimiaceae.
AUGCCGUUUCUAAAAAAGAUUGCACUUUACAUCAAAGACCUCCAUGCCAAGCACAAUGGUUAUGAUCAUGAUGAAAAUGAACCAUUCUUGGUGGAUCCAACGCAUCUGGAAAUGCUCACAUCGCUUCCUUUACCCCAACUACGAACCCUGAGAUACGAGUGUUGGGGUCUACAGCUUACAGUAUUGAAGGGUCUACUUUCCCAUCUUGGCGACCAACUACAACGGCUCAAUGUCAGAGUGAUUUACGAAGAUGAUGGCCUUGAUAAGCCGCCCUGUUUUUGCAUGCUCUUUCGCUAUUGUCCGCAGCUGAAGCAUUUGUCAUACAUUACCCUUCCAAUCGAUAUGCAAAUGUGCAUCCAUUGUUCACAACAGCAGGUCGUCUAUCCCUUGGAAUCAUUGGAACUUGAGCGGCAUGAAUUCCCGAUGACAAAGAUAUUACCCUUAUUACAUCAAUGUCCUCAGCUGCGUCGCCUAUGCUUGAGCACACAUAGGAAAUGGGAUAUCGAUUUCUUACGCAUUCUCAAUACAUGUCCAAAAUUGCAGUCGUUGGAAGUUGUUUGCAACAUUGAAGCGAGAAACCGAGAAAGGGAUCGACUCUUUUGGUGUGGGAAGCACCUUAUCCCAUGCAACAACAACAACAUCCAUCAUUCAUCGACGACGAGUGGAUUACUCAAUCUCAUUCUCACCAACCUUCACGACGCCAAUCAAUUGUAUGCAUUGAAUACGAUUGUUAAUCUUCAUCAUCAAACAAUCCUGCACAUUGAGGUAGCGUUUCACCAUGAGUACACGAUGAAUCCCGGCGGAAACCAUGAUUCUAUCCAUGUUGCACCACCCAAUCUCGAAAAGCUCGAUUUUCAUUUUUGUGAUUUCCAGUACACCAGUGAUGACUUGGCGUGUCUCAUUCGCCCAUACCUUGAUCAGUGUAGCCGAUUAACAUGGGUAUCUCUCAAGACUCACUUGUCAAACUAUCUCACACCAUUACCCCGUUGGGCUUUUGUGGCACUCGCACAACUAUCCCAUUUACGACACCUUCACAUCCAAAUGCCCAAUGAUACAAAUGACAUGGUUUACUUUUUGGAUACGAUCAAAUCCCACAGCAACACAAGAUUGGAAUCUCUUUUCUAUGAUGGUGAUUGGGUGUCGAACAUGGACGUGAUACGCUUAAUGGCCGAGCUACCUUCCUUGCGGUCCUUAGCAUUGAGUCUACCAGGAAGCAUUGAUCAUGUACCACCAAAAGCAAUGAUUGAUUGCUUGCAACUUUUACAACACGCCCCACGUAUUCAAUCGCUUUCAUUCACAAAUGUCAACGGCUUUGGUUCUCAACACGUGUUCCGGAACAUGGGUCUCAUGCCACAUCUCCAACAACUUUAUAUCGUUACAUACACUUCAACCAGCAAGGAAGGGAUCCGGCAUAUUGCAGAUAGAGAACCGCCCUUGAAAAGACUUGUGGUGCUCGAAUUGUCGGAUAGUGACGCGAAUUGGCAGGGUGGUGAUGAUUUCGAGGAUGCAUUAGAAUACGCUCGCACAAAGAUUGAGAUCGUAGAAGGACAACAUGAUUGCGGUGCAUGUUGCCGAGAGAGGAAUAGUGGAAUGGCUUCUCACUUUUAUGGCUUGUAA